Loxodonta africana (African savanna elephant) is the source of this 9613-nucleotide messenger RNA. RefSeq names its product VCP nuclear cofactor family member 1 (gene VCF1). Lineage: Eukaryota; Metazoa; Chordata; Mammalia; Proboscidea; Elephantidae. The transcript has 3 exons. The record is from RefSeq and is a predicted model, not a curated record. The coding region runs from base 7131 to 7472 and encodes 113 amino acids.
UCUAGGUGAUGACUGGAAGAUUGACGAGAGUUGAAAUUACGAAGUGAUGAAAUCAACCAUCCUUAGAAGUAACAGGUGCUAAACAGUCUGUAACUGGUAGUACAGUGGUUUAGCAGUCGGUUGCUAACCAAAAAGUUUGUGGUUCCAACUCCCCAGCCGCUCCAUGGGAAAAAGAUGUGGCAGUCUACUCCCAUAAAGAUUACAGCCUUGGAAACCGUAUGGGGCAGUUCUGCUCUGCCCUAAAGGGUCACUAUGAGUCAGAGUCAACCAGACGGUGUUGGGUUUCAUUUUUAGAUGGCUCAGAGAGAAUGUCUAAUCAGUUAUAGGGUGUCUGCUGAAAUAAUAACCUGGUCUAUGGCAUUAAUGUCAAAAGGUAGACCUGACUGAUUGUAUCGAUGGAAUUGAGGCUGAAGCUGUCAUCUUGCUGAUUAUUAACAAUAUAUUGAAAGAAGAAUGCUUCCAGGACAGAAUCUGCAGAGCCUAGAAAAAGGAGAAUGAAGAAAAGCUGGACUCAAUCCAGUACCAUUCAAAGGAGAGGGCCACCACCAGGCCCAAGAGAUGAUUCCCAUACUGCAAGAUGGACUCUGAUUAUGAGACAGGGAUAUGUCAUGUGACUUUCCCCAAGUGUCUUAGUCAUCUAGUACAACUAAAACAGAGAUACCACAAGUGGAUGGCUUUAACAAAGAGAAGUUUAUUCUCUCACAGUCCAGUAGGCUAGAAGUCCAAAUUCAGGGCGGCAGCUUCAGGGGAAGGCUUUCUUUCUCUGUCGGCUCUGGACGAAGGUCCUUGUCAUCAGUCUUCCUUUGGUCUCGGAGCCUUAGGUCCCAAGGACCCUGCUCCCAGUGCUGCUUUCUUGGUGGUAUGAGGUCCCCACGUCUCUCUGCUCUCUUCUCUCUUUUAUGUCUCAAAAAAGAUUGGCUUUAGACACUACCUAAUCUUGUAGACCUCAUCAAUAUAAUUGCUGCUAGUCCAUUUUAUUACAUCAUAGUGAUAGGAUUUACAGCACAUAGGGAAAUCACAUCAGGUGAUAAAAUGGUACACAAUCAUACAAGGGAAUCACAACCUAGCCAAGCUGACAGAUAUUUUGGGGGGCACAAUUCAAUCCAUGGCACCAAGUUUUUAGUUGAAAUCCUCAAGGCUAGCCCCUCAUUGUUACACUUUUUUUUUUCCUUUUUACCACAUAACCUCCUUGAAAGUCUCAUGAUAGGGGUAUGUACAAAUGGUUAACGCACUUUUCUACUAACCAAAAAGCUGGCAGUUCCAGUCCACCCAGAGGUGUCUCAGAAGAAAGGCUUGGCACUGUGCUUCUGAAAAAUUGGCCAUCGAAAACCCUAUGGAGCACAGUUCUACUGUAACACACGAGGGUCCCCAUGAGCCAGAGUCAGCUCCGUGACAUCUGGUUUGGUUUUGGUUUUAACCUCCUUGACAUUGAUGUUCUGGUUACUGAAAGAUAUGUCCUCCAUUAUAAAUGAAGAAGCUGGCAACACUGAUUUAAUAUCAGGCUUAUAAAUUUGCUUAGCUUGACCCAGCAGCCCAAAGGACAAUCAGCUGUUGGUACACUGGUAAAAUAAAAAUUUGGGGACCAACAUACAGCUGUUGGAUGAGUUUCUCUUUGGGUUGCCAACUGGCCUUCCUUCAGACAUUGCUUUCUUACUGGGGCACAUUCCCAGAGAAUGUCUCUGGUCAUAUUAGCAUGAAAAUAACAGUGCCUUGGUUCUUGUGAUAAUAGCACAUGCAUUUAAUGAUUAAUAGAAGCUGGUACUCAUCUAGUUUUUAACCUCCAAGGACUUCAAAAUAAUGUUUAGGUGAGAUCUAAUCUCCUGGGAGAAAGGCAGGGAGCAAAAGAUCUUAUUUUAUAAACAACUGCAUGUUAGAAUGAAGUACGGAAACGGCGCACCCCCUACAGGUUGAUUAAAGCGUCACCAGAACCACACCCCAACUAUUUCUAUCAGUUCAAGCUUAAACUGGGAUUCAGAACACAUUAGUAAAAGCUGGACUCACUCAGAGUGCUGCGCGGUACAGGGAAUUGGUGUCACGACGCCAAGGCCUUUUAUUUUUAAAGUUUCUCUGGUAUCCAGGCUCAACUCAGAAUGUUAGGAUCAAGGAAGGACCUGUCACAGUGGGCCACUCUACUCACAUAGAAAGUACUGUGUGUAUAACUGUGUAGAAGAUGCUCUGUGCUCAAAUCAAGUACCUUCCAAAAGCUGUUUUUCCCUCACUUCCCUGCCCUAGCCUUUUUUCUCCUAACUAUAAAAAUCUGAACCUUGGAGAGUUUUCGUUGUAAUGGAGUAUGCUGCUUUGUACUAUGAGCCUCAUAACAAGCGCUGUCCAGUAGAACUCUCUGCAGUGGUGCGAACUUUUUAUAUUUGCACCAGGCAGUACAGUAGCCACUAGCCACAGGUGGAUAGUGCAGAUAAGGAACUGAAUUUUUUAUUUUAUUUAAAUUUAAAUAACCCUGUGUGGCCAGUGCCUACCUAUUGGACAGUGCAGCUCUAGGCAGUUUGAUUUAAAAUGAUGUUUGUUGUUGUUAGGUGCCAUCCAGUCAGUCCCGACUCAUAGCAAUCCUGUGACAAAACAGAACAAAACACUGCCCGGUCUUGCACCAUCCUCACAGUCAUUCCCAUGUUUGAGCCCGUUGUUGGCAGCCACUGUGUCAGUUCAUCUCGUUGGGGGUUUUCCUCUUUUUCACUGACCAUCUACUUUACCAAGUGUGAUGUCCUUCUCCAGGGACUGAUGCCUCCUGAUAAUGUCCACAUACGUGAAAUGAAGCCUCACCAUCCUUGCUUCUAAGGAGCAUUCUGGCGGUACUUCUUUGAAGACAGAUUCAUUCAUUCUUAUGGUAGUCCAUGGUGUAUUCAGUAUUUUUCAUCAGCACCAUAAUUCAAAGGCAUCAGUGCUUCUUCUGUCUUGCUUAUUCAUUUUUCAGUUUGAAAAUACCAUGGCUUGGGCCAGGCACACCUUAGCCCUUAAGGUGACAUAUUUACUUUUUACUACUUUAAAGAGAUCUUUUGGCAGCAGAUUUGCCCAGUGCAAUACAUCGUUUGAUUUCUCUACUGCUGCUUCCGUGGGCAUUGAUUGUGGAUCCAAGUAAAAUGAAAUCUUUGACAGUACUUUCUCUGUUUAUCAUGAUGUUGCUUAUUGGUCUAGUUGUGAGGGUUUUUGUUUUCUUUGUGUUGAGGCGUGAUCCAUACUGAAGGCUACAGUCCUUGAUUUUCAUCAGUGAGUACUUCAAGUCCUGUUCACUUUCAGCAAGCAAGGGUGUGACAUCUGCAUAUCACAGGUUGUUAAUGAGUGUUCCUCCAAUCCUGAUGCCGUGUUCUUCUUUAUAUAAAUUUAUUUGCUCAGCAUACAGAUAGAACAAAUAUGGUGAAAGGAUGCGUACCUUUUCUGAUUUUAAACCACUCAGGCUCCGUAGACACAUCCAAACUCCCUGAGGGACUGAAUUACUGAGCUGAGGGCAGUGGGGACCAUGGUCUUGGAGAACAUCUAGCUCAAUUGGCUUAACAUAAUUCAUAAAGAAAAUGUUCUGCAUUCUACUUUAGUAAGUAGCUUCUGGGGUCUUAAAAGCUUGUGAGUGGCCUUCUAAGAUAACUCCUCCACUGGUCUCACCCCAUCUAGGAGCAAAGGAGAAUGAAGAAAAUCAAAGACACAAAGGAAACCAAAAAGAAAAAAAAAAACCUUUUGCUGUCGAGUCGAUUCUGACUCAUAGCGUCCCUAUAGGACAGAGUAGAUCUGUUCCAUAGGGUUUCCAAGGAGUGCCUGGUGGAUUCGAACUGCCGACCUUUUUGGUUAGCAGCUGUAGCUCUUAACCACUACACCAGAAGGGAAAGAUUAGACCAAAUAAUUAAUGGACUGCAAGUACUAUAGCCUUCACCAGACUGAGUCCGGCACAACUACAUAAUGCCUGGUACCACCACUGACUGCUCUGACAGAGAUCGCAGUAGAGGGUCCUGGACAGAGCUGGAGAAAAGUGUAAAACAAAAUUCUCUCUCUCUCUCUCACACACACACACACACACACGCACACACACACACACGCACGCACGCACACACACACACACACGACUAGACUUACUGGUCUGCCCAAGAUUGGAAAAACCCUGAGAGUGUGGCCCCCGGACACCCUUUUAGCUCAGUAAUGAAGUAACUCCUGAGGUUCACCUUUCAGCCAAAGAUUAGACAGGCCUGUAAAACAAAACAAGACUAAAUGGUGACACACUCCAGGAGCAAGGAUGAGAAGGCAGGAGUGGAUGGGAAAGCUGGUAAUAGGGAACCCAAGGUCCAGAAGGGGAGAGUGUCAACAAGCCAUGGCGUUGGCAACCAAUGUCGCAAAACAGUAUGUGUACUAGCUGUUUAAUGAGAAGCUAAUUUGUUCUGUAAACCUUCAUUUAAAGUAUUAAAAAAAAAAACCUCAGUAUCCCUUUCUUUUGUUUGAACAAUGCCUCUUGGUCUGUGUACAGGCUCCUCAUGAGCAAAAUUAAGUGUUCUGGAAUUUCCAUUCUUCCCAAUGUUAUCCAUAAUUUCUUACGAUCCACAUAGUUGAAUGCCUUUGCAUAGUCAACAAAACACAGAUAAUCGUCUUUUUGGUAUUCUCUGCUUUCAGCCAAGAUCCAUCUGACAGCAGCAGUGAUAUCCAUCGUUCCACAUCCUCUUCUGAAUCCAGCUUGAAUUUCUGGCAGUUCCCUGUUAAUGUACUGCUACAACUGUUUUUGAAUGAUCUUCAGCAAAAUUUUACUUACGUGUGAUAUUAAUAAUACCGUUUGAUAAUUUCCACAUUCUCUUGGAUCACCUGUCUUUGGAAUGGGCACAAAUCUGGAUCUCUUCCAGUCGGUUGGCCAUGCAGCUGUCUUUCAAAUUUCUUGGCAUAGGUGAGUGAGCGCUUCCAGCAUCGCAUCUGUUUGUUGAAACAUCUCAUUUGCUAUUCCAUCAAUUCCUAGAGCCUUGUUUUUUGCUGUUCCCUUCAGUGCCGGUUCGACUUCUUUCUUCCUUACCAUUAGUUCUUGACCAUAUGCUACCUCUUGAAAUGGUUGAACGUCAACCAGUUCUGUUUGGUACAGUGACUCUGUAUAAGCCAUCCAUCUUCUUUUGUUGCUGCCUGUGUCAUUCAGUAUUUUGGCCACAGAAUCCUUCAGUAUUGCAACUUGAGGCUUGAGUUUUUUCAUUUCUCUCAGCUUGAGAAAUGCUGAGUGUGUUCUUCCCUUUUGGUUUUCUAACCCCAAGUCUUUGCGUAUUUCUCUAUAAUACUUGAAUUUGUCUUCUUGAACUGCCCUUUGAAAUCUUCUGUUCAGCUUUUACGUGAUGACUUCUUCCGUUUGCUUUAGUUACUGGACGUAUUAGAGCAAGUUUCAGAGCCUCUUCUGACAUCCAUUUUGGUCUUUUCAUUCUUUCCUGUCUUUUUUUAAUGACCUUUUGUUUUCUUCAUGUAUGGUGUCCUUGAUGUCAUCCUAUGACUCAUCUGGUGUUCAGUCAUUAGUGUUCAAUGUGUCAAAUCUAUUCUUGAGAUGGUCUCUAAAUUCAGGUGGAAUAUACGCAAGGUUGUACUUUGGCACUUGUGUUUCAUCAAUUUUAGACUGCAGAAGUUGGUAAAAAAUUUUCAGUUUCUUCAUCUUUGGCCUUAGUGGACGGUGGAUCAAUUUGAAUAAUAGUCGUACGAACUGGUCUUCCUUGCGGACACAUGAUUAUUAUCCUAUCAUUGACAGCGUUGUACUGCAGGACAAAUCUUGAUUUGUUCUUUUUGAUGACGAAUGCGACGCCAUUCCUGGUCAAGCUGUCAUUCCUGGCAUCGUAAACCAUAUCAUUAUCUGAUUCAGAAUGGUCAGUACUAGUCCAUUUCAGCUCACUAAUGCCUAGGAUAUCUAUGUUUAUGCGUUCCAUUUCAUGUUUUGCCUUCCAGUUUUCCUAGGUUCAUGUUUCAUACAUUCCACGUUCCCAUUACUAAUGGAUGUUUGCAGCUGUUUCUUCUCGUUUUGAGUCGUGCCACAUCAGCAAAUGAAGGCCCUGAAUGCUUGACUCCUCCCGUGUCAUUAAGGUUGACUACUUUGAGGAGGCAGCUCUUUCCCAGUCAUAUUCUGAGCGCCUUCCAAACUGAGGGGCUCAUCUUCUGUUACUGUAUCAUACAGUGUUCCACUGCUCCUCAUAAGGUUUUCACUGGCCAGUUUUUUUAGAAGUAGAUCGCCAGGUUCUUCUUCCUAGGUCUGUCUGAGUCUGGAGGCUCUGCUGAAACCUGUCUACCAUGCGUCACCCCACUGGUAUUUGAAAUACCGGUAGCAUAGCUUCCAGCAUCACAGCAACAUGCAAGCCACCACAGUACGACAAACCUGACAGACAAGUGGUGGUUAAAGUAUACUUCCUUUAAUAUAUUUCCAUUUUCAACUGGAGCUUCGAAGUCCUUCUGACAGCACUCAGUUUGCAUACAGUACGUACGUAUUUUGUAUCACAUAUCUGACAAUAGUUGACUGAGAAAUGCAUACAAUUUUUCUUUAAAUGUGGAAAUUUUAAGUACCUUGUGCUAGAAUCUUAUAUCGUACUCCUAGCUAGUGUAGCAAGAAUGACUGGGCAGUAUGACCAAGAACAGCUUUUCCAGUGAUUGUCCAGAAAAAUAACUGAGCUUUUGUUGAAUGUGGUAAUUGAAGAAUGAAUAGAAGAAUACCAAAGAUCAGAGGCUACCAGGAACAUGUGCUGAUAUUAGCAAGUGGCACCAUUUGUAUAAGAAUUUUAAGCAUAAUUAGGCAGAGGCAGCCACAUCUUCCCUAAAUGUUGUCAUAAGGAGGGGAGUAAAAUUAGGCAGCGUGGAAUUGUCAUUUCAGGGAAGAUAGCGUCGGAAAGCUUGUCAUUUACCUCUUCCUGUUCUUAUUUUAUGCCCAGAGGCAUUUAAAGUUGUCACGCUUCUUUUUAAAAAUUAGUCUCAUAAGCUUAUAUACUGUUGCUAUUUUAUAUUUUUGUUCUUUGUGGCUUGUAUAGAGCACUUCCAACCUUUAAGCUCCUGCAAUAUCAUACCAAAAAAAAAGAACCAAACCCGUUGGUGUCGAGUCAAUUCUGACUCAUAAUGACCCUGUAGGACAGAGUAGAACUGCCCCGUAGAGUUUUCAAGGAGCGCCUGGUGGAUUCGAACUUGCCGACUUUUUGGUUAGCAUGAGGAAAAGGAGAAGGAACGGCAAUGAAGAGGAUAACCAUCUUCCCCCUCAGACCAAAAGGAGUAGUCGGAACCCUGUCUUUCAAGAUUCCUGGGACACAGAGUCUUCCAGCAGCGAGAGUGGCGGGAGCAGCAGCAGCAGCAGCAGCAUCAACAGCCCAGACAGGGCAAGUGGGCCAGAGAGCAGCUUAAACCAGAUCAUUGCCGGCUCCGGCCCCAACACCCCCCAGCCCGCCUCCGAGCAGUCUGCGCUCUGCCAAGGCCUGUACUUCCACAUCAACCAGACCCUGAAGGAGGCGCACUUCCACAGCCUACAGCACCGGGGGCGGCCUCCGACAUGAUGCUGCGGCGGUCUGGCCUUCUGUGAAGGGACAGCGCUGUGCAGAGUGGAUACUCCGACUUCCGAUCUGUUUUAAAGAAUUGCACACAAAAAUGCCUGUUGGCUUUUCAGUCUAUAUUUGAGAUAACAGGUUGACAGGCAGUUGUUUACUUGUGGUUUUGCUGCACUAUUGCAAUUUCAAAGGGGCUUUGAAGCAAUUUUUUAUAGGAUUCUUUUGAGGGUGGGUAUCAAAUCCAUGUCAAGGUAACGGUAUGAGGAAACCUCAUCUGCGUGUUGAACCCAUAGCGUGUCCAGUUCAGACUGAUUUUCAGAUCCGUCAAUUAGCAGCUCUUUGUGUAAAAAGGCCUUUUAAAAUGCGGGACCUUCGAUUUUUUAAUUCAAUAAACUAGUAAAGAGUGUCUAGUUUCCAUGAAAAAACCUAAGCUUUUUUUCCCAAAAUAGAGAAAGCUUGAUUCAGUCUUGCACUGAAAUUAACUGCCAUACUACCUCUUAGUAUGUAGAUGUCCUGUUGAAAGUAUUCUCUCCUUUGUAACAGGAGAACAAUCAGAUCCAACUUAGACCGAGUAAGUGAUGCACCCUCCCUCUCUGUUAUAUAUUUGUAUCUCCAGAGGGAAUGUCUGUCAGACUCUUGUAUACCCAGGAAACCUGUGUGUCGUUAUUUCUCCAGAGUCUGCAUUUCAGACUGAGUUGAAAACAUUGCACAGUUCCCGAAAAACGGGAAAUAACGUGACAACUGUGUCUUACUCACAGACUUGUUACUUUAGCAGCUCACGUGCUCGCUGGUAGUUUCACCCUGUUAUGGCGAGAAUGACGGCACCGGUGAAUGCUGAUAAAGUGUAAGCUACCUGAACUGAUGUCUAAAGUAACAAGUACAGUGAAGCUACUGGAUAAGGAUUCAUCUUACGCUUAAAGUCACUCCUAGCAGUAACUAGGGGGCCACAUUCCAUCCCUGAAACCGGAAAGAUUGGUACGGCUUAGAAAGAAAUGAGCAGAGGCACCUUUAGAAGAAACAGUGUAGUAUUUAUUUAGAGAGCGAUAGGGAUGUCUCCACGCUAUUUAGUCAUACUCGAGAGCCAACCGAGUUUGAAUAAUGACGGCGUGGACGUGUCUUCCUCCUCAUUGACAAGCUGUCUGAACAAGGAGCCGGGAUGCAUCGGGUCAUCUGCCCUGGGGAGAGCCGGGGGUACAACCUGCCAUUGGAUGCAGAGGAAAGUGCCUUAGAGUCCCACCAAAUCCUCCUGCCUGCUCACACCCUUUAGUCCACUCUACGCGGAAGCCCACACAGCACACACAACAGAUCUGAGAAACACGGAUAGCUCUAGUAAGAGGACUCUGCUGUUUGUCAAGAUUUGAAAAGGACGUAGGGAACAGAAUGAGAUUGGAAAAUGAAGACUAUCUUAGGAAAAGGGUACACAUUCGCACCUCGUUUGAGCCUUUGCUAUGGACAGAAUUUAAAGGUCAGUGUUCCUUGAAGUGCAAAUUUAGUGUUACAGGGAAGAAGUUCCAGCACAGCCCCCCACGGAUGGAGUGGAUGGUCUGUGCAAGAACUUUUUCUUCUACCAUCUCUCUCCCAAGUUUUAAAACCAGAUGUUUGACGAAGAUUUUGGAUCUUAUUGGGAUUGAUGCCGGGGAAUAUGGAAAGGAUGCAUUGCUAAUAUUUUGUUUAAUAAUAAAGCAAACAACAACCAAAUGCUGUGAAAAGACAAGCUGUUGGCGCUCUCAGACACACGUGUACACCACACACUUGAGAAAUACCCAGGAGGACUCCUGCUGGCUUAAUGGAUGCCGUCCUACUGAAACAAAAUGUGUAUUAACAAGAAAAUGUAAAACUCGAGAGCAAAUUUCCUUCUAUUUCCCACCCAACUAAAAUUUAUGGGUGGGGGUAGAACUUCUCUCCAGCCCAAAAAAAACAAUUUUUUUUUCCCAAAUAAGUACAGCCCUGGUGCUGGGUUGGCUGUUGGCUCACUUACCCUAUUAAUACGAGAGAUGAUCUCCAUCCUGUCCUCUAGAUUGUCUGCAGCCUUGUGGCAUUGGCAGCCUGAAAUCCAUUUCACUGAGGCUACUUUUAAAACUUCUAUUAGCUCAGCCUAGUAAGACCUUGUACUUCUCUAUUGCGCCGCCAUUAAAAGCCGCAUUAGUGCA